Messenger RNA from Sinocyclocheilus anshuiensis, 802 nucleotides. RefSeq lists its product as uncharacterized. Bases 23 to 799 code for a protein of 258 amino acids. NCBI's taxonomy places the organism in Eukaryota, Metazoa, Chordata, Actinopteri, Cypriniformes, Cyprinidae. The record is from RefSeq and is a predicted model, not a curated record. Gene Ontology annotation, molecular function: zinc ion binding; nucleic acid binding. The transcript is spliced from 2 exons.
GAAAUGAGGAAAAGACUUGGAAAUGGCUGGAGAGACAGGAAAGGAAAACAACAAUGGACUGGAUUACCGACAACGAGCUGGAAACAGAAAGGAUGGAGAAAUGAGGAAAAGUCUGGGGGAAAGGAAAUAUUUAAAAGAGGCAACUGUGAUUGUGGAAGUGGAUAAAGUGAAUGGAGUAAGAGCAGAGGAUGUAAUCAAAGCAGUAUCAGAGAGGAUUGGAGGAGGGAAAAUUUUGGCGGUGAGAUCGAGACAAGGAAAAGAAUGCGAAGUAACAUUGGAGAAGGAGGAAACGUGUGAGGAACUGAUGGAUGGACUGACAAUAAAAGGAACUAACUGCGAGAUAAAAAAAAUGCAAAACAGAGAAUAUGUUGUUUCUUUUAUGCAUUUGCCCGUCUACCUGGAAGAUGAACACAUUUUAGAGAAAUUGGAGGGUUGGGGGGUUUUCCCCAUUUCAAAAAUCGAAAGGAGGCUUUACACGGGCACUGAUAUUGAAGAUGGCACAAGGUAUGUCAAAGUGAGGUUCCCCAGAGAGGUGGUGUCCCUCCCGUACAGCACGAAGAUGGAGACAGCAGAAGGGCAGCAGUAUUGCAGGGUGAUGCACAGCUGCCAGGUGAAAACCUGUAGGUUGUGCAUGAGCCCCAAGCAUCUGCUGAAAGAUUGCCCAGAUUUUAAAUGUUAUAAGUGCGGGGAAAAGGGACACUUUGCACGGGACUGCAAUACUGUCAAGUGCCCGGACUGCCAUGAGUUUUUAAUUAGAUGUGAGUUUUCAAAAGCUUACGAGAGUGUGCUGAACUCGUAGUUC